GAAAUCACACCUAUUACCUAUAGUAGCUUCUUGUUCAGGCGCAUGGCAGCCCCAUUGAAGCGAGCAGAACGAUCCGGCACCAAAUCAGGGGGUCCCGAUUCAAGGCAAGCACUUGCAGUCCACGGUGGCUCAUGUGCAACCACUUGAUCAGAAGAUCAGCAUUCAAUGUCUCAGCAUUCUUUCGAAGCAGUUGUCAGGCCAGUUAUGGAUGCGCAAGACAUGGUAAGCAGGGGCCGUGGCGGUGUGGAGCGGGACGGGGCAAAAGCUGCUGUUAGCGGACAACAUACUCAAGGUCAAGGCGCGAGAGCAGCUCAUACGCCAGGUGCAGGGCAGAAACAGCAGGGGCGGCUGGGUGGCUGACCAAUGGGGCUGUGCAGACGCAGGCGGCUUGGCACCAGCGCUCCAUUGCCUCUGCCUGUCUGUCCUACCUCUUACCCACCACGUACUGCUAGCUGUACGCCAUCCCCAAACCGCUGUUUGAAGGGAUCCCCCCAAACUCAGAGUACGUUAUGUGUACAGCACGGCUCUUGAUCUGCCCGCCCCCUCCCUGAGGAGUUUAAUUAUGAUACAGCGGUGGUGCAUAUUCUGCUGGGGUCUAUUAGGGAGCCCUGCAGGGGGAUCCCGUCAUCGGAGCACGCAUCCAAGGUGGGGGUGCUCUUUGGUGCAAGGCCCUGAAGGAAUCGGCAGCCCCAUGCUGGCAGGCUGGCGAGGGAAUGGCAGGACGGAACGGCUGCUUGGGGCGAAUAUCAGAGGAACAACGACGGCACAGCAGGAGCCGCUCUUAGAACGGGGGGCAACUCACGCACAGGCAGCAGCGGCAGCCUCUCAUGGUGCAGAGGAGGGGCACAGGAACGAGGGCCCGCCGCUUACAACGGCGACCGAGAGCGCGUCCUCGGAUGUCACGCGCCGUCACCAAGCUGCCUGACCCGUGUUCAGAUGGACGCACCGCUAUGUGCCUAGCGGAUGGCACGGACAGAGCCAGCCAGGAUUGCAAGCUCAAGGCCGUCCAGCAGCGGCCACCGAAAAUUCACUCGCCCCUCAGGGUCGCACUCGAAACCUCCGGGCUCCCAGCGACCAUCACGGGUGCAUCGGUCCGCCAUUCGACAAACGAUGGUAGUUGCGAGUCAAGGGCCUGAACUCGUAUGUUCUUUGGUGAGCUCCACUUUAUAAGUUCCUACCUCGAGCUUGCAUACCCAACUUUCAUGCAUUAGCUGCUUGUUUUUGCUUGGAGGGCUUGAUUGAUCCCGCUAUAGAAGUCUGCUCGGCUCUUAGGCUCAUGUAUUGGGUCCAGAUAUGGGAGUUUUCCUCUCUCUCAAAAGCAGGCAUGUUCAAUCGUCUUAAAUCUUUUUCCUGAUUUAAAUCGAAGAGGCGACCACAAUCAUACAGGCUGUUCAAACAGCGUGACUCCCGAAGACGUUGCUUGCAAGUGUGCGGCCUGCCUAUAGAGCGUGUUCAGGAGAAUCUCGUGCAAGACGUUCUUAGUCGGAGUUUCUCGAAGAGCAUUGAUUUGAAUUAUGCUGAUCAAGUAGCAGCACUUCUAGCUAAACAUGUAUCCUUUGAUUCGAAGGACAACCUUGUCAUGCACCUAGCGGCGAUAAUAUGUAAGAAAGUUAGCAGGACGAGGCAGUAAAGCUUUAGGCUUGAUUCCAGAUGCUGUAAGUUCUUUGGGCUCCGGAGCACCAUGUAUUCUUCGUGCUUCCGAGCACUUAAUCCUUUGUCAAUGUUGUCGA
Molecule: messenger RNA, 1730 nt
Organism: Klebsormidium nitens
Lineage: Eukaryota; Viridiplantae; Streptophyta; Klebsormidiophyceae; Klebsormidiales; Klebsormidiaceae
Source: the annotation of a GenBank genome assembly